CUCCAGACCCUUCUAAAGCUUCAUUCAUCCUCUGAAUAUCUUGUGUGGUACAGCAGAACCUCUUGCCAAAAUGAGCCUGUCAGCGAAGGAAAAAGUAAUCGUCAAGGACUUCUUUGCGAAAGUCUCCAGCAGGUCGGACGAGAUCGGCGCCGAGGCUCUCGCCAGGUUGAUCGUGGUGUACCCCCAGACCAAGUCUUACUUCGCCCACUGGAAGGACCUGAGCCCUAACGGCGCUCCGGUUAGGAAGCACGGCAUCACGGUCAUGGGUGGCGUGUACGAGGCGGUGAGCAAGAUCGAUGACCUGGCCGGUGGUCUUCUGAACCUGAGCGAGCUGCACGCCUUCGUACUUCGAGUUGACCCCGUCAACUUCAAGAUUCUGUCCCACUGCAUCAUGGUGGUCUUGUCCAUGCUGUUCGCCGAGGAGUUCACCCCUCAGAUCCAUGUUGCGGUGGACAAGUUCCUCGCCCUGUUGGCCCUGGCUCUGGCCGAGAAGUACCGCUAAAGGACCAAUCAGCACCAACACACACCAACACGCCAGCACUCACACCCGAUGUGGUCCUCAGUGUGGAAAUAAAAGGUCUUCUACUGAGAAAUAAAAAGUGCAAUCAAUGAAA
This is a messenger RNA of Oncorhynchus masou masou (cherry salmon), 614 nucleotides long. Its product is annotated as hemoglobin subunit alpha-2-like. The coding region runs from base 71 to 502 and encodes 143 amino acids. Gene Ontology annotation, cellular component: hemoglobin complex; blood microparticle; haptoglobin-hemoglobin complex. Lineage: Eukaryota; Metazoa; Chordata; Actinopteri; Salmoniformes; Salmonidae. Gene Ontology annotation, molecular function: haptoglobin binding; oxygen binding; peroxidase activity. Gene Ontology annotation, biological process: hydrogen peroxide catabolic process; oxygen transport. The record is from RefSeq and is a predicted model, not a curated record. The transcript has 3 exons.